ACCUACGAUGGCUGCCGCCAGCAUGAGCUAUCAUUAUAGGGAGCCCAAAUCCCCAUUUAGACGGAAAACAAUGCCUUUUAAAUCAUACUGGACUUUCGCUUUUCUUAUUUGUAAUGCAGCAUGGUGUUUUGCCGAAGAUGAACAUGAAAUGGAGGAGUUUUUGAAGCGGGAGUAUUCCCUUUCCAAGCCUUACCAAGGUGUGGGAUCCGCAGGCUCCUCCCACUGGGAGCUGAUGGGUGAUGCCAUGGUAACCACCGACCAGGUGCGCCUCACCCCUGACAAGCAGAGCAAGCAGGGGGCAGUGUGGGGCCGCCUGCCUUGCCAUCUGACAGACUGGGAGAUGCAGGUGCACUUUAAGAUUCAUGGACAAGGAAAGAAGAACCUGAAUGGUGACGGGCUGGCCAUUUGGUACACUAAGGAACGUAUGCAGAAAGGUCCUGUUUUUGGAAAUAUGGACAACUUCACUGGCUUGGGUGUGUUCGUGGACACUUAUCCCAAUGAGGAGAAACACCUGGAGGCGCAGAAGAAAAGAUAUACUCCUCGCACUCAGAGGAUCUUCCCCUUCGUUCUGGCCAUGGUUGGGAACGGCAGCAUUAGCUACGACCACGAGCGUGACGGCCGCCCCACAGAGCUGGGGGGGUGCAACGCCAUGGUGCGCAACCUCAAACAGGACACCUUCCUCUUCAUCCGAUACGUCCGCCGCAGGCUCACAGUGAUGAUAGACAUCGAUGGGCAACAUGAGUGGAGGGACUGCUUGGACAUACCCGGGGUCCGGCUUCCCAAAGGAUAUUAUUUUGGAGCAUCAUCCGUCACUGGAGACCUCUCAGAUAACCAUGAUAUCAUUUCCCUGAAACUCUACCAGCUGACGGUGUUUCGGAAUCAACAGGAAGAGGAAGAGGAGGAAGAGGAGAUAACCAUCCCCAGUGUGGAUAACUUUGAAUUUCUUAAAUUCGGUCUGGUUGAUGAAGGGAUGAGUGGAAUAGCCAUUUUCUUCGCUGUGCUCUUCUCCAUGCUGGGCCUCAUCUUCCUCAUCGUCAUCGGCCUGGUGGUCUACAGCCACUGGAAGGAGAACCGACGCAAGCGCUUCUACUGAGAGGGACUGUGACAAAAACAAAGAUGGAGGUGGUGAUAGUGAAGACUACUGAGGUCUGAGGACCCAAACCGCACUGAGACGCUGCUGUCGGAGUGCAGCACGUUGUGUUUACCUGAGAAAAAACACUAUAUCGACAGGAGACGGAGUAGAUGUAUCACCUGCUACUCAAAGCCAUCGUCCAACUUUGCCAUUGGUCGUUAUGAAGCAGUAGGAAGAAUUUAUUUCUGUCCUCCGCCCGUCUGACACACACCAGCUCGGCCUUACCAUCUCUGCCUCUCUACCUGUUACUCAGCAUACGUGCAGUGUGACAUCCCCGUUUGCUGUAGUUGACAAAUAGGUAUUUCUGAGAUUUGUUCUUGUGUUUGUUUUUUUUUCCACUGACUUUUAUGGUUUUCAGAUAUGAUAUAUAAGUAUCCAAUGUUUUCCAAUCUACAGUAUGACUUGAAGCGCUAACCAAAUAGCACUAAAGACUAUUUAGGCCAUCCGUACUGUAGCUACAUGCUAACAUGAGAUUCAUUUGUAUUCAAUCAUUUGGAGUAUAUACUAUAUAGUAUGCUGUAUAUUCUAGUAGUAGUUUGCAUGGCUUUCAUUUAGGUUGUUAGUUAUGAGCUGUUGCACAUCAUUGUUUACAGUAUGCCUGACCUUUUGAUGUGUUUAUGUAAAGCGUAUGGAAAUCCGGCCUGUUUAAUUGAUGCAUGUGGCAAAUAUUUGGCUGUUUCAAUUAAAUAUUUAGUCUGGAUUUUUAUUUUUAUUUAAUAAAAAAAAAGAUUUAGAUUAUUUAUUUUUCAUUUCCCAAGAUUUUAUUGUAGUCCCAAAAGAUUAGAGCAAACUCCUCUAAAUAUAUUUAAAACAAAUUAAUUUAAAUGUUGGAUGUGGACUUUGCACUGAAGAGAUUUUUAAUAUUAAUAGACACAAAAUUAUUUAUUAUAUAACUAUUUUCCUUUUUGCUGAGAAUUUUCUUUGCACAUUGUACACGAAUAUUCAUUUGUUUGUUUUUAACACUACCACUGUGCUUCUGUCAUACCUCAAAUGCUCUUAGGAAGAACGAGUAAACAUGCUGGCUCUGGAGGGAGCUGUUGCUCAGCGUUUGUUAAGUUCUGGAAAUGUUUGCAGGCCUCAUGUCAACAUCAUAUAUCUUUCAUGUGUUGCUUUGUUUUCAGUUGUGCAAUAAGUGAGGACUUCCUUAUUUCAUGUAGCCACUUUGACAACCACCCAACCUUAUUUAUAGUGUGUUUGUUUUGUAUGACAACCGUGCCUCAUGUUUCCUCUGUUACCCACGUGUUACAUUUUUAACCAAUGUCCUGAACUAUUUCUAUUUCCUCAUUAAAGACCAACAAAUAACUACA
Gymnodraco acuticeps is the source of this 2439-nucleotide messenger RNA. It is a transcript of the gene lman2la, whose product is annotated as lectin, mannose-binding 2-like a. Gene Ontology annotation, cellular component: endoplasmic reticulum membrane; COPII-coated ER to Golgi transport vesicle; Golgi membrane. Gene Ontology annotation, molecular function: D-mannose binding. The transcript has 9 exons. The record is from RefSeq and is a predicted model, not a curated record. NCBI's taxonomy places the organism in Eukaryota, Metazoa, Chordata, Actinopteri, Perciformes, Bathydraconidae. Gene Ontology annotation, biological process: endoplasmic reticulum organization; Golgi organization; endoplasmic reticulum to Golgi vesicle-mediated transport. The coding region runs from base 8 to 1093 and encodes 361 amino acids.